Aureobasidium pullulans EXF-150 is the source of this 1732-nucleotide messenger RNA. RefSeq lists its product as uncharacterized. The transcript is spliced from 2 exons. The record is from RefSeq and is a predicted model, not a curated record. Bases 182 to 1594 code for a protein of 470 amino acids. Lineage: Eukaryota; Fungi; Ascomycota; Dothideomycetes; Dothideales; Saccotheciaceae.
UAUGUAUUCCUCUUUGUUUUCUAUAACCGAAUUCGUUUUCUUUGUUCAAGCUGUGAACUCCGGAUUCGGCGAAUAAAUCUUUGCCUGCACUCAACAUACUAGACUCGAGCAUUAAACUCUUGUACAUGCCUUCCAGCUUCAACGCAUCAGUAUCACCGGGCAAGCAUUCAAUCUGUGCAGGAUGUCUCAACCAAGUGUGAGGCAACCCGUCGUUGCCGGUCCGGAUGCGAUGGAUCCUGGUCCGCUCGUUAUAGAAUAUACAUUGGAAGCUCUGAACCACGAAGGAUACAUCAAUGCCAAUGUCACAGAUCAGAUACCGACUCUGGAGAACAUCGCUGGUGACGGUGCCUCGCUACGAUUAUGGGACAGAGAGCGUUUGCUCGCUACAGAUCCGGAGGGGGGCGAAGUCGGAGAAAGCCAACUCGGUAAGGGUGAACCGGAUCACAUUCAUCCGACUUUGCAACGCGAACAGUGGAUUGGUAUAGACGAGCGUGACUGGCAGGCGAUCUUGCCAUCAAUCGAGUUGGCUUCGCGUUUCCUGGAUGACCCUCAUAUUACGCCUUUCUUCCAUGGUCUUGACAAUGCUACAGAGCUAAAAGAUCCGCUCCUCAAAGCAGCUUAUGGGGACCUAAAAUUUCACCGUUUCGAUGGCGAUAAUAGCGUUAUGAGUACAGAUGCCGGAUUUACAAACGCACUUUUCGCCAUGAUGUCAAUGCGAGACCAGGUUCAAUUGAGAUUUGCCGAUGAAGGACGAGGUCAUGCAAGCACAAGUUGGAAGCCAGGAUUCCAAGUUGCGGACAUGAGUUUCCAUCAAGAUUUCCUAUUCAUUCUACGCCAGAAAGCUGGAUACAACCCUCAGCGUUGGUCGCGAUCUUGGGCUCCAGGUACGCAUGAACCAUCGGCGAGGUUCCGUACCCGAGUACUACUCGCUACAACAAUCGUACACGAGCUCGCGCAUUGUGCAUGGUUCAUCAAGUGUAAAGGCAAAAAAGACCUUCCCGAACCUUAUCUUCGCGAUCGGCCAGUCAACGAGCUUGGUUGGGAACUUGAGAAUUUCAUCUGGACUGGUAUAAUCGAAGCAUCGGGGCGAGGCGUUCAUGUGUCAGCGCCCUAUGGACUUCAUAUAGAGCGCUUUCCAGGCCGAUGGUUUGGAGACGAUCCAGACCGGUACUUGUACAUAAGGGGCGCCCCGGAAGAUUGGGGAGUGACCUGGGCAACACAGUACCCCGUCAGCAUGGAAUGGUGCCGCAGUUUGUUCACAAAAGAGUAUUGGGAAAAAGUCUCGAGGUACGGGUUUAUCCAAGUCCGCCCAAGGCGCUUGAAAGGAGUCAGACUACAAGUCACAAGCGAUUCAAGACCCGAAGUUGGUGACGACACAAUGAGUCCAAAGUCACGAGCUCUUCUCAAGUACAGGGAAGAUCGAAGAAUCAAGGCGAUGAAGGCUGGGGUGAAAGCAGACGAUAUCGAUAGCAGUGAUGAGGAGGAUGUUGAUGCGCAAAGUAUCGUCGUUCGUGGAAAGCAUAAGAAAGAACUUGAGGAAGAACUCCGCAAGCAGCGUGAAGAAGACGGAGAUACCGAGAUGCCUGAUGCUUGAGCAAAAGCUUCUGAUCAUUCUAUUGUACCAGAUGUUGCGUAUCAGUAUCGACAGCUUCCGACGGUUUCUGAGCUCCAACGUGCUGUGAAGCUUUCGAGAGGUAUCAUUUCUAUGUGUCUUGAUUCAUGUUUAGACUCG